Bicyclus anynana (squinting bush brown) is the source of this 2013-nucleotide messenger RNA. RefSeq lists its product as uncharacterized. The record is from RefSeq and is a predicted model, not a curated record. Bases 558 to 1226 code for a protein of 222 amino acids. Lineage: Eukaryota; Metazoa; Arthropoda; Insecta; Lepidoptera; Nymphalidae. The transcript is spliced from 4 exons.
CCGCAAAGUAACGCCUGCUUCUAUCCAAUAGUUAGAUAGGUGUACAUAAUUAUUUUAGUUUAAUUAUUAUAGUUUUGCCACUUAGUUUCACACCAUUUGUCCAGUUGAGUCGAUAUGAUAACGUCGAAAUGUGUUAACUUGAUGCACGGCUUGGCUGUUAGGUUUAUUUUCGUUACGGAAUUUCUUGAUUCGGUCGCCGCGCUCAAAGCACGCGAUAAAAUCUAUGCAAUAGCUUAAAUGAAAAAAAAAAUUUCUUUAACUAGCGGACGCCCGCAACUUCGUCCGCGUGGAAUUCAGUUAUUCACAAAUCCCGCGGGAACCAUGGAUUUUUCCGGGAUGAAAAGUAGCCUAUGUGUUAAUCCAGAGUAAAAUCUGUUUCCAUUCCAAAUUUCAGCCAAAUCGCUUCAGUAGCCGCAGCGUAAAAGAGGAACAAACAUACUUACACACUUACACACAAACUUUCGCCUUUAUAAUAUUAGUGUGACUAGUGUGAUAAAAAUAAAUGUUUAUUCCAGGAUUGUAUUCUUGAAAAUCACAUCAAUGGAAAGCGUCUAUUGAUGCUGGAAGAUCCUUCUAAAAUAUCACAACUGAACAUUAAGGAUUUUGACCAUAUUAAGAGAAUAACAUCGCAAGUGCGUCGCACAUUCAACGUUGAGUUUGAGCGAUUCGCUCGCAGCGUGAGCCUUCCGCCGCGCAAGCCACUAACGCAUUGCACGUGGUUCAAGUCUAGGACCGGCCCUACAUACGGGAUCAGGGAGAAUUGGACCAGAUGCGACAUUCUCCGAUGGAUGAAGAUAAUAUCACCGGAGCCUGUCAAAAUGGACCACUGGGACAGAGUGUGGUACCAACAACCUGACUUUCCGAAAGUCAAAUUCGCCCGCCUCCCUCAACCUUAUACGGAACCAAUACCACGGUACACCCCAGUGGAACAACCUGAGUGUUUAGAAAUUAGGGUAAAAAGAAAAUUCAGAUUACUAAAGAACAUACCCAACAAGGAACAAUAUAUUUGGAUGAACAAACCACCCAAAUUAGACAUGAGAGACAUUGAAGAAGAGAAAGAGAAAAAGAAGAAGAUAGAGAAGCGACCGCUAACAGUUCCAAGAGACACGAGACUCACUCCAAAGAGAGUUAGCUUAACUGGUCUCACUGGAAAAGAGUUUCUAUUGGCAAGGAGGAAGAUGGCUACGCCAAAGUUUUUUCCAACGAUAAAGAUUCAUAAACAUUAAAACUUUUGAUUAUGAACCUGAGUUACCUUAAUUAAGUAUGUUUUUUUUUAAUUAUUUACAUAAAUGAUGACGCAAUCGAAGAUGGAAGCGGGCUAACUUGUUAGGAAGAAGAUGAAAUAUCCACACCCCUUUCGGUGUCUAAACGGCAUCGUACCGGAACGCUAAGUCUAAUUUGCCCGUACGGUGGCGCCAAGCCAGUGACGUAAUAAUUAAGAGUGUGCAAUAUGUAAUUUGGUGGUUACAAAUGGUUCUGGAUCUCAGAUUCUGGGAAAAGUUAGGAGCCUGAUAUUUGGGUAAAUGAUAUUUCAAAGUGUUAGCUUUGUUAUGACUAUACAAAAUACACAAUUUGUAAAACUUUUCUCGAUAGUUUAUUUUUUUGAAAAAUACAUGUUUUGCUCACAUUUUGCUUUCAAUCUCAGGAAAAGCAAACUUAUUUUGUUUUGUAUAGAAAAUUAGGUAUAUAUCUUGAACAUGAUCUUUUUGUUUUUCGUUAUGUUGUUUAAUUUACUUGCAAUUAGGUAAAAAUGGUUUUGGCGUUCACGUCAUAAAAUUUGCGUUGCCCGUGCUUUUCACUCACGUGAAAGUCAUAAUUCGGCGUCUCGCUUGCGCUUCGAAUUUUAUCCAUAUCGUACCGACGCGCUGCGCGCUCUUAAAGCCGUUUCUAAAUGAACCACGUGAUGCAAUUGUCUGAAAUUACUAAUCGCCCUCAUUUAUUUUCUACUCUUGUGUUGCACUACAUAUACAGUCGUGCUAAGUAAAAAGCGGUAUCUACAAAAAAAAACAAUUA